This is a messenger RNA of Lolium perenne, 2401 nucleotides long. RefSeq lists its product as uncharacterized. The record is from RefSeq and is a predicted model, not a curated record. Lineage: Eukaryota; Viridiplantae; Streptophyta; Magnoliopsida; Poales; Poaceae.
UCGGCUCGUCAGCGGUGACGCGAGCGACGGGAGUCGUGACGGUAUCUUCUAACCCACCGCGACGCCAUGGUCGUCUCCCUGUUCUCGAACGUUCCGCUCGCCUCCUCCAAAUAAUCCACCUCGCGGGUCGGCCCAUCAGUUCCCCGCAUCCAGAAGCAAAACCUUCCCGUCGCCUCGCGCUCCUCCAUCGGCUGAUCAAUCCGCGGCGCUCGGCUCGACGGCGGCAAGAGCCGUCCGUGUUGGAACAGAAUGGAUGAGAAGAAAAUAGCUCGAAUAUCGGUCACUUGGAGAACCAGGCAACUUGAUGUUGACGCGGACCCAAGCUGUACAGUGAAAGAAUUUGGGCAACUGCUCCAGGAUUUGACUAAUGUUAAACCAGAGACGCUGAAGCUCAUAGUUCCACAAUCGGCAAAUAAAGGUUCCAAGCUGAUCACUCCAUUCUCGGAUUCCCAUUCAAGCAUAACACUGAAAGAAGCUGCUAUCGAUGAGGGUAAGCCUAUUAGAAUGAUGGGUGUCUUUGAAGAUGAAAUUGAGGAAGUAUCAGAUAAUGGCAAAAGACCAGAUCUGCGCAUAAUUGGAUUCGAUGAAGAAGAACGGCGGCUGAGGCAACGAUCAUCAGGCAGGCCCCAGGGUUCACUAAAACUUCCACAGGGGCAAUACAUCUUCUGUGAUUUUCGGACACUUCACCUUCCCGGGGUUGAGCUGAAUCCACCACCUUCCGAAGCUCUGAAAAGAAUGCACAUGCUCGCAUGUGACCCUGGCAUAGUUGCGAUCAUGAACAAGCAUAGAUGGCGAGUGGGAAUUAUGACUGAAAUGGCACCAGUGGGAUAUGUAGGUGUUAGUCCGAAAUGCAUUCUAGGCUUCAAUAAGAACAUGGGAGAGGAGAUAUCCCUUCGCCUACGAACUGACGACUUGAAAGGAUUUCGGAAAUACGAAAGUAUCAAGAAAACUCUACUCCAUGAACUCGCGCAUAUGGUGCAUUCUGAGCAUGAUGCCCACUUUUUUGCUCUAAAUAAGCAGUUGAAUGACGAAGCUGCUUCCUUGGACUGGACCAAGUCAAGUGGUCAUGUGCUGAGUGGUCGCAAAGUCCUUGAUUCCUAUGAAGAUGAAUUUCUUGAACCAGAAGGUGAUGUUGUUGGUCACAAGCUUGGGGGAGGAUCAAGCUCACGGGCAAGUGCCCGUGUGUUGUCAGGGGUAGCUGCUUAUCAGCGUCUGUUGAAUGCAUCAUCAACAGAAUUGGAGAGUUCCCACAAUAGAGUUGCUACAUCAGUGAAGAAACCUGAUCCAGAUGAUGCUGGUCAAGAUUUUGUUCAGAGAAAUGUGAAGGUGGAACUAGACCCAGAUGAUAACGAUGUCAUGGCAAUUGUGACGUCAGGGUCACCAGAUUUUGUAUCAUUUACAGCCCAGAACACCAAAGGUUAUUCUGAGCCUGAGCCUGAUGCCGAGAAAAACUCCGUUGAUUUUGUAGAACCUGAUCCUGAUGAUUCAUUAGAUGCUGGCACCCUUAACAAGGAGAUGGAGAUCGACAGUGAGAAUGACAAAGAACCUGAUCCUGAUGAUGGCACCAGUGGAUUUGUCCAGGAAUCUAGAGACAAGAUGGAAGUGGAGACAGAGCUGAAAACUAACACCACAGUUUUGAAGUCUGAACCUGAUCCCGAUGACUCCUGUAAGUCCCUACUGAACCAGGAGGAGGUGAGCAUUGAUGGGAGGCACAUGGGAGAACCUGAUCCCGAUGCUAUGGAAUCUGGAAAUAAUAUUCAAGCGGAGAUUGAACAGAGCAGAAACCUGUCAAUCUUGAAUUCUGAACCUGAUCCUGAUGAUGCUACUGAUUUGAGCAGCAACGAGUUGCAAAGGAUAGAAGAGCCAGUGGCAGCCCUUUGUUCGCGUCUCCAGAAGGCUAUUGAAAUGCUUCGGUCACAAGCAACACCUUCAGAGGCAGCUUCUGUGCUUCAAACACUCUUCAAAAUCAUAAAGAAUGUGAUAGAAAACCCAAAUGACAUUCGAUAUAAGAGACUGCGUAAGUCCAAUCCUCAUUUCCAAAGGAGUGUGGCAAAUUACAAAGCCGCCAUGGAGGUCCUCGAGUUGAUCGGCUUCUGCGAGGAUGUCGUGUCGGAUGAGAUCGGGCGUGCGGAGACCUACCUGGUAUUGAGAAGGAACGAUCCUGGAUUGCUGUGGCUUGCAAAGUCAUCUCUUGAAGUAUCAAUGGGUUGAAAAACUUCUACCUAUAUAUACCCUGUUGACUAUACCUGUAGUUCAUGAAAGUUCAUUCCCUUCAGUGAGUAUAUGCUGCGGAACUGGUUUGGUGUGCUCUCUCAGAAAGGAAUUAUACUGAAGUUGUAUAUGAGAAUGAGAACAUCAAAUUCUUUGUGCUGUUCAUAUAUCAAAUACAUGUGAUUGCAGA